GACAGCAAACGACCCGACGUCGUUCUCGGGUGGUCUGGCUUCCUACUUGAGCAGUGGCAUCCUGCAAUUGUAGUUCGCAAUUUCGCCAUCUCUAGUUUCCCCCAAACCCAAACCCUAGAGGCUCUCGCAGAGAAAGCCAUGGCGAUGAAGCACCUCCUAACAACCAUAGGUCGCCGUCGGCCGCACAGACCCCCGGCCGCUCUCACAGUAGCCGUACGAUCCUCAUCAACCUCACCCGCCGUCGCUGAGUCACCUUUGGCCCCAUCCUUACCCUCGCCUCCUCCACCAUCCGCUAUGAUCUACGACCGCUUGGCCGAGGACGUCAAAUCGAAGAUCAGGAGGCUCGAGAACCCGGACCUGAGGUUCCUCAAGUACGGGUCGCCCCACCCGAGUAUCGCGGACCAUACCCACAUCCUGACCGCACCCGAGACACGUGUCACCACACUCCCCAACGGCCUGCGAGUGGCCACCGAGUCGAACCUCGCGGCCCAGACGGCAACCGUCGGGGUCUGGAUCGAUGCUGGGUCGCGGUUCGAGAACGACGCGACCAACGGCACCGCGCAUUUCUUGGAGCACAUGAUCUUCAAAGGGACCGACCAGAGGACAGCGCGUCAGCUCGAGGAAGAAGUCGAGAACAUGGGAGGUCACUUGAAUGCGUACACAUCGAGGGAGCAGACCACCUACUAUGCCAAGGUGCUGCAGUCGGAUGUGCCCAAGGCGCUCUCUAUUUUGGCUGAUAUCUUGCAGAACUCCAAGUUUGAUGAUAACCGGAUUCUUCGCGAGCGCGAAGUGAUUUUGAGGGAAAUGGAGGAGGUCGAGAAACAACCCGAUGAAGUUAUUUUUGACCAUCUGCAUGCAACUGCAUUCCAGUACUCUCCUCUAGCCAGAACUAUUCUUGGACCUGCUAACAAUAUUAAGACUAUCUCCAAAGAACAUCUUCAAAGCUAUAUCAAAACUCACUAUACCGCACCCAGAAUGGUUAUUGCUGCUUCAGGAGCUGUUAGGCAUGAAGAUAUUGUUGAGACAGUUAAAGGUUUGUUUACAAAAUUGUCAGGAGAUCCAACCACGGCUAGUCAGUUGGUUGCAAAAGAACCUUCCUUUUUUACUGGUUCUGAGGUCAGAAUGUUUGAUAGUGACUUGCCUUUGGCACAUUUCGCGGUUGCAUUCAAUGGAGCAUCUUGGACGGAUCCAGACUCUAUUCCUCUAAUGGUCAUGCAGGCUAUGUUAGGUUCAUGGAAUAAAAAUGCUGGUGGUGGAAAGCACAUGGGUUCAGAGCUGGCACAACGGGUUGCCAUAAAUGACAUAGCAGACAGCUAUAUGGCUUUCAACACCAACUAUAAGGAUACUGGCUUAUUUGGUGUUUUUGCUACUGCUAAGCCGGAUUGCUUAGAUGAUUUGGCCUAUUCAAUAAUGUAUGAAAUAACCAAAUUAGUUUAUCGAGUUUCAGAAGCUGAUGUGAUCCGUGCUCGUAAUCAGUUGAAAUCUUCCCUGCUCCUUCACUUGGAUGGAACAAGUGCCGUAGCUGAAGAUAUUGGGCGCCAGCUACUUACAUAUGGUCGAAGAAUCCCAUUAGCUGAAUUGUUUGCUAGAAUUGAUGCUGUUAAUGCAAGCACCAUCAAACGUGUUGCAAACCGAUUUAUCUAUGACAGGGAUAUUGCAAUUGCUUCCAUGGGUCCUGUCGGGGAGUUGCCUGACUACAACUGGUUCAGACGCCGGACCUACUGGAACAGAUAUUAGUUUUGCCUUGCCUUGAUUAUUUCAUAAUUGCCUUUCAUGAUCUAUAUGGUCUUGGAAUAUUUUGUUGCUAUGAUGCAAUUUAAUUAUUGGUCUUGGAGAGAGCUUUUAAGGCUGCUGUAAUUUUUUUCCCCCCAAAAUAUGUUAUAGGCUCUCUUUUUGUAACUUUGCAUUUGUCAUAAAAUAAGCAUUGCUGCGUCUGUGAAUGUUAACUGCGACAUAAAAUUUUCCAAAUGUGUUUGUACUUUGUACUACUGAGCGCUGCAAGUUACUUGUCGAUUAACUCAAUAUGUUUGGUGACC
Messenger RNA from Prunus dulcis (almond), 2036 nucleotides. RefSeq names its product probable mitochondrial-processing peptidase subunit beta, mitochondrial. Gene Ontology annotation, cellular component: mitochondrion. The record is from RefSeq and is a predicted model, not a curated record. Bases 139 to 1737 code for a protein of 532 amino acids. The transcript has 9 exons. NCBI's taxonomy places the organism in Eukaryota, Viridiplantae, Streptophyta, Magnoliopsida, Rosales, Rosaceae. Gene Ontology annotation, molecular function: metalloendopeptidase activity; metal ion binding. Gene Ontology annotation, biological process: proteolysis.